This is a messenger RNA of Neltuma alba, 1085 nucleotides long. Its product is annotated as probable LRR receptor-like serine/threonine-protein kinase At4g29180. Gene Ontology annotation, biological process: protein phosphorylation. NCBI's taxonomy places the organism in Eukaryota, Viridiplantae, Streptophyta, Magnoliopsida, Fabales, Fabaceae. Bases 54 to 1085 code for a protein of 343 amino acids. Gene Ontology annotation, molecular function: protein kinase activity; ATP binding. The transcript has 6 exons. The record is from RefSeq and is a predicted model, not a curated record.
UAAUCUGCAUUUAUGUGAAGCUUUGCAAACAUAAAAGAAAAAAACAGAGAGAUAUGGAAGGUAUCCCAGCGACUUCAUUUCAAAAUGAUGGGAAUCUAAAAUCGAAAAACCGUGCAUUUAAUCACUUGCAAGUUCUUAGUAUUACCAAUUCCUUUGAGAAUGUUAUUGGAGAAGGGGGGUUUGGAAAAGUGUACCUAGGCACACUACAAGAUGGUACAAAAGUUGCAGUCAAGUUACUCUCCAAAUCAUCACAACAAGGGUUCAAGGAAUUUCAGUCAGAGGCAGAACUUUUGAUGGUUGUUCAUCAUAGGAACUUGGUUUCUCUUGUUGGCUAUUGUAAUGAUGGUGAGACGAAAGCACUAGUUUAUGAAUACAUGAGUGAAGGAAAUCUCCGACAGAAAUUAUCAGACAGGAAUCCAUGUGCUUUGAAAUGGAAUGAGAGACUUCAGAUAGCACUGGAUGCAGCAUGUGGAUUGGACUAUCUACAUAAUGGUUGUAAGCCAGCCAUAAUUCAUAGAGACCUAAAACCUUCCAACAUCUUGCUGAGCAAAAAUAUGCAAGCUAAGAUUGCUGACUUUGGAUUAUCCAGAGUUUUUUUCGAUGAUACUACUAAUGCUCAGUAUUCAACUUGUCCGGCUGGCACAAUAGGUUAUCUAGAUCCUGAAUUCCAUAGCUGUGGAAACCUGAAUAAGAAAAGCGAUGUUUAUAGUUUUGGGAUAAUUUUGCUUGAGCUUAUGAGUGGUCGGCCAGCGGUAAUGAGAGCACCCGGCAGCAAAAGUCACAUAUCUGAUUGGGUGGCUCCAAAACUAGAGAGUGGGGACAUCCAGUCCAUUAUGGAUCCAAGAUUAGAGGGAAAGUUCAAUAAUGCUUCAGCAUGGAAAUUUUUAGAGAUAGCCAUGUCUUGCAUUCCACAAGUUGCAAUUCAAAGGGCUGAUAUAGGCCAUGUAGUAGCUGAUUUAAAGGAAUGUCUGGCCUUGGAAAUGUCCCUUCAAAAUGCAGAAAGUAACAGCGGCGGAACUUCUGGAUCUGCUUUGAGUACCACUUAUUUUCCACUUGAAUCAAACUCCGGUCCAUGUGCUAGGUAG